This is a messenger RNA of Candidula unifasciata, 1188 nucleotides long. The record is from the annotation of a GenBank genome assembly. Lineage: Eukaryota; Metazoa; Mollusca; Gastropoda; Stylommatophora; Geomitridae.
AUGGGCAACCAUGGCAGUAGAAAAGACCAGAGGAAAUGGGGGAAGCAAGGAGGAAAAGCUGCCCGCGCUCUGUCUCGAGUGGAGGAACUGCGUGGUCCGCCAGUGGAUUCCUACGAUAAGCUGAUAGCAUGGCUGGCCGAGAUGGCAGAGCACGACAACGUGGAGCUGGAUACAUCGGUGUUCGUGUCCCAGCUGAACCGCGUCUGCCAGGAACAAGCCGAGAACCAUCACCUGGGUGUGUCUGCCAGUGGCGGGUUUGGCAACGGAAGUCCCCUGACCGGAGGAAGCUCUCCCGGGGCCUGUGGGAGUAGAGCUCCCAACACCAGACAGAACUCCACGUCGUGUGACAGCCACGUCAGUCACGCUAGUAGCGAUGUCACGCAGCGGAACAGAAGCUCCACACGGUCCGACGAUUUCCUGGAUCCUAGUUCGGCAUGGAAGUCUGGAGUGAGUACUAGACAGAACACAUUCAGUGAUGAUCUUGAAGAAGAGGAGGAUUCGGAGCUCCGAAACGCCUCCGUGGAGUCUCUCUACAGCAGCACGGACAGAGACAGUGAGCUAGGAAGUAUACUAGCCGACGACGCCAACUGUCGAAGGAGUGGGCGUAACUUCCAGAGUAGCUCUCCUUUGUUUAGAGCUACCGUCUCCAAGAAACUACGCUGUAUUAAGGGUAACUACGUGAUGACACCAUGUAGUGCUAGUUUUGGCAAUUUGGAGUUAUAUGACCGACCGCAACUGGGGGCCACACGCUGCCACCCUCAUCAGUACGUCAAGAAGAGUGUUAGUUUACUCGACUUGUCAAAAACAGAACCAAUUACUCCACCGAAAACAAUUCCAAAAGUGGUUCUGACACAUGAUAGUGACUUGACCCCAGAAUCCAGACCUCUCUUGGAACAUACAGUUAUACGGAAAAAGCUGGGGUCAGGGCCGAAAUCGUUGUCUUUGACCUCUGGCCGCAAGAAACAGGCCAAGUUGGAAAGACACUUUUCCUUGCACUCGGACCCUCGACCAUUUCCCUCAUCGAUGUUUGGCCGUUUAUUGCCUCCAAUCUUUACAACCCCGCCCGUGGAAGAAGCAACUCCAGUCAAAUCCCCGGAUGAUGCAGCCGUAUUCUUGGAUGGCGAUUUACUAGACCGCAACAUUGCAGACAUUUUGUUCUCUGUUGAAGCAUUGUGGCCCAAGAAAUGA